AUGGCGGAGACUGCUGCAGACAGACGAUCGAGUUCGAAUCUCGAGCCGGCUUCAGACGAGAUCCUAUCGGCGAUCCAGUCCGCAUUACAGAAAGUGAUCAUCGAUGGUACUCGUUAUGCUAGCGAUCUCAAAGGCACCGAGAAGCUGAUCGAAAAAAACGCCGAAAACUUAAAGAAGGAGCCCAACAAUCAAGCUUUCCUGAAGGAGAAACAGACUAAAUUGGCCUUGAAGCAAGAAUGUUUGGAACACAUCAAGACCAUUUCAACUCACGUCGCCCAACAGCUCUAUCAGAUCUAUCAAAAACAACAACAACAAUCACACUCUGCUGAGAAUUUGAUGACCACUGAUUCAAAUCAACAACAGCAACAACAAUCCUCGUCCUCCUCCUCUGCUCAGACGUCUGAUGAUGAUCCCUGUCGAAAGGAGUUGGAGACCUUGACUGCCCACUCGAAGAUCCUAGAAAAGCAGAUCAAAACGAAUGAGGAAGAGGUGGCACGGAUGCGCAGCGAACAUCAACAGAUGAUCGAGACCCUUCAACAACAACGUGCGGCCCAAGAAGAGGAGCUGCGAACGAUCAAAGAGCUCCUCCAGUCCUCAACCUCGGUCCCCCCAUCUCGGCCGAUCCCAGAAGACGCGAUGGUCCUCGACAGUCAACCUAAUCCAAAGCCCGAGGAAAACCCUGACGAUCUCCAGAAGCAGAAGCAGCAGCCGGAAGGCGCAACAGAUCAAGUAAUUCUUGCCACAACCGUUCUCACCGGACAUCGAGAUGCUCUGGAUCAGAUGGCCAUUCAGAUCACCAAUCUACGGGCCGAUGUAGUGAGUUAUCUGACGGAAGAGAUCCCAGGGAACGUCCAACGCUCGGUCCGGGUCAUGCAACAGGACGUCCAAUCCACCCUACAAGCCACCACCUCCCUCCACAUCAAAAACCUCAGCGACCUUGUCCAGGACUUGGUUGCCGACUUCGAGGCCCGAGCUCGUCGCCCUCGAAGCUUCGCCAAACGCCUCUCCUCGGCCCUCGACCCGCAUUCCGCCAAUAACGAUCAGCCUCCUCAAAGCCGCAAACUCUCCCCCGCCUCGACUUCCUCUGAUACUACCACCCUCUCCAGUUCACGCUCUAGUCGAGAUCCUCGCCUGCUUCAUCGCCAGUCUGCCGCCCCUUCCUCCGAUUCUAAAUCCCCAAUCGACAACAAUCCUUCAUGUAGACAACAAUAA
This is a messenger RNA of Puccinia graminis f. sp. tritici CRL 75-36-700-3, 1212 nucleotides long. RefSeq lists its product as uncharacterized. Lineage: Eukaryota; Fungi; Basidiomycota; Pucciniomycetes; Pucciniales; Pucciniaceae. Bases 1 to 1212 code for a protein of 403 amino acids. The record is from RefSeq and is a predicted model, not a curated record. The transcript has 2 exons.